GGGGCGGCCACUCCCCCCCCGAGGGCUGAGGGGGGCCGGGCGGUACUGGGCCGUACUGGGCCGUACUGGGCCGCUCCGGGCCUUACUGGGCCGUCCCGGGCUGGGCGGGUUGGCGCGCGGCUUUGCCGCCGUUAUGGAGCGGUUCGUGGAGGGGAACCGGGCGGCUCUGCAGGAGCAUAUCCAGCGUCACCAGGAGAUCCAUGUGGUGAUGGGCAACGAGGCCUGUGACCUGGACUCCACCGUCUCAGCCCUGGCCUUGGCUUAUUUCCUGGCGAAGACCUCCCCGGCUCCCAAAGCUGCCUUCAUCCCGGUGCUGAACAUCCCUCGCGCCGACUUCGCCCUCCGGACAGAGACGACGUUCCUGCUGCGGGAGCAGGGCAUCCCCGCCGCCUCCCUCAUCUUUCGGGAUGAGAUCGACCUGUGCGGGCUGCACCGCGCCGGGCUGCUCUCCCUGACACUGGUCGAUCACCACAUCCUGCCUGGCGCCGAUGCAGCCCUGGAAGAGGCCGUGGUGGAGGUCCUUGACCACCGGCCCUUGGAACGGGACCGAGCUCCCAGCUGCCAGGUGACAGCAGAGCCGGUGGGUUCCUGCGCCACGCUGGUGACGGAGCGGAUUGCCCAAGGUCCCCCGGGCGUGCUGGACAGACCCACGGCCGCGCUGCUGCAUGGCACCAUCCUCCUGGACUGCGUGAACCUGAGCCCGGCAGCUGGCAAGGUGACACCCAGGGACGUGGCAUGCGUCUCCCUGCUCGAGGCGAGGUUCCCCGAGCUGCCGGCCCGCGACGCCGUCUUCGAAGCCCUGCAAGCGGCCAAGUUUGAUGUGUCAGGGCUGACGACAGAGCAGAUGCUGCGGAAGGACCUCAAAGUCCUCUCUGGCGAUGAGCUGCUCCUCGCCGUCAGUGCCAUCUACGUGGACCUGGAGACCUUCCUGCGCCGGCCUGGCUUGCUGCAGGACCUGGAUGCUUUCUGCCAAGCUCGGGGCUACGCGGGGCUGGUGGCCAUGAUGAUCUCUUUUAAUGAGCAAAACGAGCCCUCCCGGCAGCUCGCAGUCUACAGCCAGCGCGAGACCCUCCGGAGCACGGUGUGCCAAGCGCUGGAGGAGGCGACGGCGCCGUCCCUGCACCUCCAGCCCCUCCCGAGCCCCUGGUCCUGCGUGGGCGCCUACGCCCAGGGCAACGCUUUGGCAUCACGCAAGAAGGUGCUGCCCAUCCUGCGGGCAGCCCUGGGGGGGCCAGGCGCUACCGGGGGGCCGGAGGAGGAGGUGGUCCUGCCGCCCACCCCGAUGAACAGCCUGGUGGAGGAAUGCCCGCUGGCACAGGCCGUGCCCCCCCUCUGCCCACAGGAUGUCCUGGAGCGGGUCAGCCGCAUCGCCGCCGGGCAGCCCCCCGGCUCCCCGAAGUGAACGUGGGCACCUGGCAGCUUCUGGGGUCCAUGCGAGGAGGUGGGGUCCCCGGGCAGGCCCUGGUGGGGCGCCCAGGCGUGGGGGCGUUGCAGCGCCUUUGUCAGAGCUCAGCUCCCCGACGGGGAUAAGUCCUCGUUGCAGUUUGCCCCCUCCCCGCCCCAACGGCCCCGCUGGGGUUUGGUCCCCCAGGGUGGGUUUUCGGGGACCCUGCGGGCAGCGGGGCCGCAGCAGCACUCGCACCCCACUUAACGAAGGCGCCGGGGCGGGGGUUUAACGAGUUCUCGCCAUUCUUCCUCCCCUGGGGGGGCUGCGGGGGUGCCGGGUGGUGGGUCUGGUCGCGCAGCCGGCCCGGGACUGUCACCCCUGUGCUCUGAGGAUUAAAUUUGCCACUUUUCUUCCA
Messenger RNA from Phalacrocorax carbo (great cormorant), 1802 nucleotides. The record is from RefSeq and is a predicted model, not a curated record. NCBI's taxonomy places the organism in Eukaryota, Metazoa, Chordata, Aves, Suliformes, Phalacrocoracidae.